UAUAACACUCUGCCAUGAGGGUGCUGCGCCUGUACCCUCCAAGCAGCCUGCUCCAGGGGCUUGUGGCUUUGCUGGUCAUCUGCAUCCAGCCUCCAACCCUGGGAUGGAACCAACAGGGUCACACUGAAGAGGAUGUCUUCUUGCUUCCUAUUAACUCCUCGAGCAAAUCUCUGGCCAACCUGGGUUUUGACCUGCAAACUGAAGAGAACACCCCUGUUGAGAGUGUACAAAAACUGAAGGCUACCCAGACAGGACAUACCAAGAGCCUGCCUUCUUCUCCUCCUUCUCCUGUAUCUUCUUCCAGCAGCACAUGGGAUAACGGCAGAGAGACUUUGAUUGUGUCUCCUCACCAAGAGUUUCAUCCCUCCCAGUCUCAGCAGCAGGUGUCAACUCACUGCAACAUCAGUGUGCACCGGCUGAUGCUCACCUCCCUUCUAGUUCGCUGGGGUCGCCAGCUGGGCUUCCAGUGUGACCUGUUGCUUUUUUCUACUAAUAACCAUGGCAGAGCCUUCUUCUCAGCUGCCUACAAUCGUGCUGUCUCUCCAGUAAUCAUUGAGCAUCUAGGGGUUUCUGGGGCCCAGCAGGAAUUUCGCCUCUGUGUAGGGUGUGGAUGGUCAAGAAACAGAAGGAGUGGUCACCUUAGGCAUCAACAUGCAUCUUCAGCUGCAUCUUCUACUUUUUCUUUCCUUUCAUCCACAGACCCUCAUAAUUCUUUACAAGGGGAAUCCCUGAAUUUCUGCUGCCUAGAUUUUAGUUUAGAAGAGCUGAGAGGGGAGCAGGGCUGGCGAAUGAAUCGGAAGCCCAUUGAAUCCACUUUGGUGGCCUGUUUCAUGACUCUUGUUAUCAUUGUCUGGAGUGUUGCUGCCCUCAUCUGGCCAGUGCCUAUUAUUGCUGGCUUCUUGCCUAAUGGUAUGGAACAGCGAAGGACAAGCAGCAAAUAGCAUUUG
This is a messenger RNA of Bufo bufo (common toad), 947 nucleotides long. RefSeq names its product transmembrane protein 158 (gene TMEM158). The transcript has a single exon. Lineage: Eukaryota; Metazoa; Chordata; Amphibia; Anura; Bufonidae. The coding region runs from base 15 to 941 and encodes 308 amino acids. The record is from RefSeq and is a predicted model, not a curated record.